Lepisosteus oculatus (spotted gar) is the source of this 2699-nucleotide messenger RNA. RefSeq names its product N-terminal Xaa-Pro-Lys N-methyltransferase (gene ntmt2). Gene Ontology annotation, molecular function: N-terminal protein N-methyltransferase activity. Lineage: Eukaryota; Metazoa; Chordata; Actinopteri; Semionotiformes; Lepisosteidae. The record is from RefSeq and is a predicted model, not a curated record. Gene Ontology annotation, biological process: N-terminal protein amino acid methylation. Gene Ontology annotation, cellular component: cytoplasm.
GCAGUGCUUCAGUAGCUUUCAACACUUGAAGGGUGAGAGUGUGGAGCUGAUCAGUUACAAUGUCAGUGCCAAGGGUCAUACUGAUAUAGCAGUGACAAGGCAACUGUCGGACCGGCAGUCGCUGAGCUGGGGAGGACACUCGGAGACCCACGCUUCCAACAUGGACUUCAUGGGAGCUCAUCUGGCGUUUAUAUCACGAUGGAAGGAGACUGACGACGAGUUAUGUCGGCACAGCAUGUCAUUUGUUCUCCACAAAGCCAUCAGGAGUGACUUCUUUGAGAGCUACCUUUACCUGCUGGAGACACUCCCCCUUGUGAAACUGUAUGCUGUAACCAGUGAGGUCAUCGAUGGAGAAAAGCAAUUCUAUGCCAGAGCACAAAACUUCUACAAAGACGUGCCUGCAUCAGAAGAGGGAAUGAUGGGAGAUUACAUAGAGCUCUCUGAUGUUGACAUUGAAGGCUCUAAGGAAUUCCUGAAGAAGUUUGUUGGGGGUCCAGGGAAGGCCGGCACGGUGUGUGCUCUGGAUUGCGGGUGUGGAAUCGGACGGGUCACUCGCAAUGUCCUCUUGCCAGUGUUCGAGACGGUGGACAUGGCAGACAUGAUGGAGGAGUUCCUGAUUCACGCUCACGAAUGUUACCUGGGUGCCGAUGCGGACCGCAUUGAGACUUACUACUGCUACUCCCUCCAGGACCUCACUCCGCCUUGCAAGAAGUACGAUGUCAUCUGGAUCCAGUGGGUUGCAUGUCACCUCACUGACAGAGACCUAAUGGAGUUCCUGAUACGAUGCAAAGCCAGUUUAAAGCUAAAUGGAGUUAUCAUCAUCAAAGAUAAUAUGGCCAGGGAAGGCUGCAGGCUGGAUCCCAUCGACAGCAGCUUGAUCAGGCACAUUGACAUUGUCAAAAGCAUCAUCUAUAAAAGUGACCUGGAAAUAAUUGGAAUUCAGAAGCAGGAGGGCUUCCCUGAUCAGAUGGUGCCAGUGUGGAUGAUUGCCGUCAAAUAAUAAACUGCAAGUGAAGGACUGAUCGCCACAGGAAGACCAACGAAGAUCCCAAGCCAUCUCAUUGUAAAAAUCAUUGUCACAACUUCAAAAGCUUCAUCUGGGCAUGCAAUGGCUGGAUAGGAAUCCAUUAAUUCUAAGACAAGAGCAAAGAAAAAGGCACAAAAAUGAAAGGUGGAGGUCAACUACGUUCCUAAAACACACAUAACUGUGCAUAAAAUGAGCUCUGCAUUAAUGUGCGCAAAUGGAUCUUUCCAUCGCAUUUUAACUGUGCCCACAGCGUAUUCAAGCCAGGCUUAUUGGAGUCAGUCUGUCAGUGUCACCACUGUCUGUGGUUUCAUUAAAAAAGUCUGCUUUGUUCAUCCACUGCCUUUUUUUUUACCAGUUCUUAGAACAAAUAUCAGUGACAUUUACACAAAGCUGUUUACAAAAUCUAAAACACAUAAAGUGGCAGUCAUUCUAGUUGUAAUUGGACUAAGGACAAAACGUUAAACAGUUGGUUGGAUAAUAAUUGGCACUACCGUAUUCACAGAAGGAUUUCUGGCCACUUUUCACUGAAACCAUAAGCAAUCUUUUGUUCACAACCUUUUCAGAGCUGUAAUCAUUUGGAAAAAUCUCAAAUAGUCUUUUGUCCUUUAUUGUAUGAGUGCAAUUUUUACAAACAAUUUUCCUCUUAGGUCAUACAUUGGAGAGUUUUUCAAACAUGCCACACCACAGAACUUCAUAAAGUAUUUCAUGUGAUAAUUAUGCACAUUUCAGAACAACACAAACAACUUGGGGAGGUCAAAGUAAGAAAUGACACAGAACAGAAUUCAAAAGUUAAGGCAUGAGUUUGUGCAACUCUGGCACAGACUCUUCAAGUAACAUUCUUGACUGAUCUCAAAAUCACAUUACAUAACCACUCCCAAGAAGACAUAUUAUACAAAAUGAACACUCGAUAUUUUGUAUGCACAACAGAAAAAAUAUGCAUGUGAAUUAGUCCAAACAAUUAUUUCUGUUGUUAAAGCUAUGCUUUUCUAUGUUUGAGCUUUAGAUUCCUGUAUGUAAUUAUAGUGUUAAUUUAAACAACCACUACCACUACCUUUUGCACAUAACCAACUGUUAUUAAAAUAUAUACCCUUUCUUAAUAUCAAUGUAGAUCAACAAGGUGAGAUGACCCUACAGGGUAAUAUUUUAUCUUUACUUACAUAUUUCAAAUCACAAUUUUCCAUUGUUUUUAAUUUAAAUGUGUUUUUAUUUAAUUUUUUAGAGCUUCUGUAAGAAAACCAUAAUGCUGUUUGUAUCCAGAUGUACAUAUUGUCUUCUCUCUCUGUACAAGGUCAAGUGAUUUAUUGAAUUUUUUGUAUUAUAUAAUGUCAUAACUGUAAUGCACACGGGUAAAUUUGCUAUUUCUAAUUAACGUCAACCUAAUACCAUUUACAUUGGUGAAUUGCAGACUGGUAAAUGUAUGGGGAAGUUAAGAGUAUGGAGCUGUGAAUGUAUUUUAAUAUCUUCAAAAACACAUUUGAUGCUAUUUUUGCGAUACUUUCAUUCUUUAAGAAACCAAGAAUUGUGAACACAUGUUUUGGAGAAUUUUAAUUUAAUUGUUUGAGAGGUUCUAAAAAAACAUUUGUUACCAAGGUUAGAAAAAAAAAACAUCUGUUACCAAACUCACAUUGUUUAAUUUGAUGUCUUUCAAAUAAUAAACCCCUUUAGAAGCCUU